Messenger RNA from Haemorhous mexicanus (house finch), 1962 nucleotides. RefSeq names its product branched chain keto acid dehydrogenase E1 subunit beta (gene BCKDHB). The record is from RefSeq and is a predicted model, not a curated record. Bases 25 to 1614 code for a protein of 529 amino acids. The transcript is spliced from 11 exons. Gene Ontology annotation, biological process: branched-chain amino acid catabolic process; response to nutrient. Gene Ontology annotation, molecular function: catalytic activity. NCBI's taxonomy places the organism in Eukaryota, Metazoa, Chordata, Aves, Passeriformes, Fringillidae.
UGCUGCUGACGCACAGCCCCAGACAUGCUAUUUCCUGCCACAGGGAACUCUGCCUCCAUGGCUGCCAAGAUCCCAGCUGAGAAAUUUGGGAAAUGUCAGUGUGAGACACACCAUUCUAAAAGCAUCCUGUACCAGAUCCUUAGCAAAGAGCAUGGAAGUGAGACCAAGUGGCACCAGCAGCAUUGCAGUCCCCACCGCUCUGCAAGAAGUAAAGGCUGCCCUUGUUUGGACAGGAGAAGAGCUGUCCUGAGAACACCAGAAGCCACAUGCAGAAGAGCUUCUGAAGUGCUGUUGAAGACUUCAACUUUUAUUAGAAACUUACCUUCUUUUUAUCACAUGCCUUGGGAGGAUCAGCUUGUCCUCAUACAACAGAACUGGGCCCCUCUUUUUGUCCUGGGCAUGGCACAAGAAGGAGUGGAUUUUGACCUGAGAGAGAUUCCAGCCACCAGUUUAUUGAAAAAAAUCCUCCUCAACCAGUCUUCAACAGCUAUGAAUGAACUGGGCAGCUCAUCAGCAGGAGCAUCUUUCACAGAAGUUCAGAAGAUGAAGAAUUUAUUGUGGAAAUUCUGGGACCUGGACAUAAGUGCAAAAGAAUAUGCCUAUCUUAAAGGAAUUAUUCUUUUUAAUUCUGGGCAAACUCAGAAGAUGAAUCUCUUCCAAUCCAUAACAAGUGCCUUGGACAAUGCUUUAGCCAAAGAUCCAACUGCAGUUAUAUUUGGUGAAGACGUGGCCUUUGGUGGUGUCUUCAGAUGUACAGUUGGCUUGCGAGACAAGUAUGGUAAAGACAGAGUUUUCAACACCCCAUUAUGUGAACAAGGAAUUGUUGGCUUUGGUAUUGGAAUUGCUGUUACAGGUGCUACAGCCAUUGCAGAAAUUCAAUUUGCAGAUUACAUUUUUCCAGCAUUUGAUCAGAUUGUUAAUGAAGCAGCAAAAUAUCGUUAUCGCUCUGGAGAUCUGUUCAAUUGUGGAAGCCUCACCAUUAGAGCGCCAUGGGGCUGUGUGGGUCAUGGUGCACUAUAUCACUCUCAAAGUCCAGAAGCCUUUUUUGCUCACUGUCCAGGAAUAAAGGUUGUUAUUCCAAGGAGUCCUCUGCAGGCCAAAGGAUUGCUGCUGUCAUGCAUAGAGGACAAAAAUCCAUGCAUAUUCUUUGAACCUAAAAUACUUUACAGAGCUGCAGUGGAACAAGUUCCUGUAGAGCCCUACAACAUUCCACUGUCUCAAGCUGAGGUGCUGCAGACAGGCAGUGAUGUGACAAUGGUUGCUUGGGGCACUCAGGUACAUGUGAUCAAAGAGGUGGCAGCAAUGGCUCAAGAAAAGCUUGGUGUGUCCUGUGAAGUUAUUGAUCUGAGAACCAUCUUACCAUGGGAUACAGAGACUGUUUGUAAGUCGGUGGCAAAGACUGGGCGAUUGCUGAUUAGCCAUGAGGCUCCCUUGACAGGAGGAUUUGCAUCUGAAAUCAGUUCCACAGUUCAGGAGGAAUGCUUUUUGAAUUUAGAAGCUCCUAUUGCAAGAGUAUGUGGCUAUGACACUCCCUUCCCUCACAUCUUUGAGCCUUUCUACAUCCCAGACAAAUGGAAAUGUUAUGAUGCUCUUAGAAGAAUGAUUAACUACUGAGCAGUAGUGCAGAGAGGAGAAGAACAACAGGGAAAUACAGAAGCUACCUUCAAAACUCUUGACAUUUUAAUCGGAUCUUUUCGGUUUGGAAUUUACAUAGCCGAUUUUCUUUUAACUCAGCUAUCCUGAAUGUUCAUCUUGGCUAUUCUUCAGCAAGUUCAAAUUUUCCUUAAUUAUGAAAUCAGUGAUGGGCAGCUGAUUGUUACAGUAAGUAAUUUCAGAUGUAUUCAAAGGUAUUCCAGAUGUUGAAUGAAAAUUGCACAUUGCCGUGCUUCACUCGGUUACAUCUAGACUUCACUGUGUAAAUAUUAGAAGCAGAAUUUUAUUCAAUAAAACAUGUUAUGCUCA